Chenopodium quinoa (quinoa) is the source of this 1164-nucleotide messenger RNA. Its product is annotated as protein MAIN-LIKE 1-like. Gene Ontology annotation, biological process: meristem development; meristem maintenance. Lineage: Eukaryota; Viridiplantae; Streptophyta; Magnoliopsida; Caryophyllales; Amaranthaceae. The record is from RefSeq and is a predicted model, not a curated record. The transcript is spliced from 3 exons. The coding region runs from base 1 to 1164 and encodes 387 amino acids.
AUGGUAUAUAGGGGUCAGUCUGGGAGAUUUGUUGGUAGUGGAUCGAGUCAGCCUACUUCCAACUCUGCAGAGGCAUGGUUAGUGCAGGAACCGAUGCCGGGUGGGCCUGAGGAUGGGUCAGUUAUCCUUAGUUUUGGCGGUCACGUGGCACGGUAUAUCUGGAUGGAACAGGAGCGUAGUGUUUUGCGCUGUUUGAGUAGGACAAAGUUAUGUUCUGACUUGUUCACUUGGCGAGGUCGUCAAUCUGUGGAGGACCUUGCGGCGAUUGAUGCUACCAGAUACGAAUACCUUUCACAUGCCAUUUGGGGAGAUUACGAUCUUGCUGCACGACGUGUACAACAUACUUGGGUUACGGGUUGCACGGACGUGUUACGGGACGCGUGCUCGGUCACCAUGGAUAUGACUCUAGAUGAUCUGUCUGAGGUUUGCGGCACAAAGACCAUUUGGCAGGGUAGUGGGGUGUUGACUGAUAAGAUUUUUGAGCCGACAUUGGCGGUUGACCGGGAUUUUAGUGAGCAGCUUGAUGCAUACUUGUGGUUAGUGCUUGGAGGUACACUGUUUGUAGACAAGAGUGGUAACCGUACGCAUCCUUCCUUCCUCCACGAGCUAUGUCACACGGAUGUCUCUAUUAACGAGUAUGCUUGGGGAACAGCUGCACUGGCCUACUUGUAUCGGCAACUGGGCACGGCAUCACGGAAAGGUGUUGAUUCGAUUGCUGGUUGUCUCACGCUUCUGCAAGCGUGGAUUUACGAGUACUUUCCAUGCUUUCGGCCACAGCAGGGUACCUUAACCCAGGACCUUCAAAUGCCUCGUGCGUCUGCUUGGGAUGUUGGAGCGGGAUGUCCUAGCAAGAACCUGGAGAGCCUGUUAGCUUUUCGUACUAGGAUUGAUGCGCUUACUGACCGUGAGGUGAACUGGCUACCGUACGGAGCUGAUCCUGCAUUACGAGUGCCCCCCACUUUAUUCAUUGGCUGCAUCCAGUACCGUAACAUCAUUGAGCCAUACAUGCCUGAUAGAGUGGUGCGCCAGCUUGGUUUCGUGCAAGGCAUUCCCCGCGAGAUCAUCAGGCCAGAGAAGGCCAAGAGGCCGACUAACUUGAAGAUGUAUCGGGUUUAUCCCUGGGGUAUCUCAGAGUGUUGUUUUAGGUGCCUUACCCAGGCUUAG